This is a messenger RNA of Rosa chinensis, 525 nucleotides long. RefSeq lists its product as uncharacterized. The coding region runs from base 162 to 488 and encodes 108 amino acids. Gene Ontology annotation, cellular component: cytoplasm. The transcript is spliced from 6 exons. Lineage: Eukaryota; Viridiplantae; Streptophyta; Magnoliopsida; Rosales; Rosaceae. The record is from RefSeq and is a predicted model, not a curated record.
UCCCUUUCGCUCUCCUCCCCUCAGCUCUACCAGAGUUACAUAAUUCUCUCUUGCUCUGAAAAGCGGAGCUAAGAUGCCUUCUUUGGGCUUAGGAACCUCGCAGUCCAGCCCUGGCUUGGUCAGUGACGCUGCCGCUGCCGCUGCCGCCAUCAAGGCAGGAUAUGGGCAUAUUGAUUGGGCUCCACUCUAUGGCAAUGAGGAGGAGGUAUCAAUUGGAACUGUGUAAGAAAGCUUUGGAGGAGAACAUAAUUGUGUAUCUGGAAACUGGUUGUGGAAAGACCCACAUAGCCGUGUUGCCUAUGUAUGAACCAGUUGAUCCUCAAACCUCAGAAGAACAUAUAUGUGCUCUGUGUCCUGGAGAUCGUUGUGGUAUAUAUGGAUCAAAUUGCUCCCAAUGGAUUAUUGCAAUGGAGAUUUUGAAGCCUGACAUGUUUCUAAAGAAGAUGGAGAGAGAAGUUAGAAGAAGAGGAAGAGGAAGAGGAGAUUGAGUAACAUAUUAUGAGAGUUGCUAGGACUGAAGACCAC